AUGUCUUUUGAAUCAUUAAAUUAUAAUGAUUGUUGUUUAUUGAUUAAUAUUGAUUUAAAUCCUCAACGAAUUCGUCUAUUACUUGAACGUCGUUUUAAAAGUAAUUCAAAUAAAACAAGUUUUGAUUUUAAAUCAAUUUCUCCUGAACAACCAUCGAAUAAUAUUAAAGUUUCACGUUCAUUUUUGCGUUGUCAACCAAAAAUAAAUUAUACAGACGAUUCAGAUGAAUAUGUAUCAUCGGAUUCGGAUUCUUCCGAAGAAGAUGAAAAAGACAUAGAAGAUACAUCACCAAGGAACGAUGAUUAUUACAAAGAAUUAGCGGAAUGGGAUCCAAAUAAUUUUCAACCUAGUAUUGCAACUGAUGACGACAAUGAUGAUGAUGAUGAAGAUGAAAUUGAAAAUAAUAUGCAAUCAAUUACUAUAGAAAAUGAUGAAGACGAUGACGAAAUAGAUCAAAUGGAAACUUCAGCAGGUUUAAAUACUUCUACUGAAGAUCUUGUCGUCACAUUUAGUCAUCGACCUAUGAAAAGCGAACCAGUACCUUACGAAGAUUAUGAUGAUGUUUUUUGUAAUAUACCACAAUUAGAUGGUCAUGUAGAUCGUUUACCUAGUGAAGGAAAUCGAAAGAAUCCCGACAAACGUUUAGACGAAGUAAUAACUAAAAUUUACGAACGAACUCCUGAACCAAGAAAAGCAAUUCAGAUAUAUGCAGUUCCGACAGCAGCAAGUAAAUUUCAUUUAAAAAAUGAUAAUCAAAAGAAAUCAAUAAAUCGAGCUCAAAGAAAAUCAUUUUCAAGUCCUGUUAAAAUCGAUCGAUCCAAAGGACAACUCAGCAGAGAUGGAAAACAAUCAAAAAAACCAGUACCUCAAUUAUUAAAUGCAGUAAUGAAAAGUAAUGUAGAUGCUAUUCGUGAAUCAGACACACGAUUAUCAUUGAAUCAAACAAAACCUCCAAUACCUUCUCGACUGUUUUCAAGUAGUGGUUUGCCGUCGAAAACGAAUAAACAACAAGAUCAAAGAAAACUAAUAUCACAGCAACAAACAAAAUCUUCUUUGGUACCUCAACAAAAAAAAGUUCUACAAAAUCAGCCAAUUAACCUAUCACAGCCGAAAGGAAAACCUGCAUUACAACAUAUGAAAAUGGCUCAAAAAAAACUAAAUCAUUUUCAGGGAACACAACAAUCAAAAUCAUCAGCGGCAACAUCAUUACCAUCAUCAUCAUCGUUAUUAUUUAAUAAAUCAAAAUCAACAGACAAUAAUAAAAAUCAAUCGAAACCAUCUAAAGCAAUAGAUCCACUUGUUCGAAGAUCUUUGUCAACAUCAGUAACUCCAAAUUUGAAUGAUCAUAAUAUAAAACUAAAAAAAAUACCAAAGAAAGUUAAACGUUUAAAUACUGAACAAUCGAAUGUUACAAUCAAUAAUUCAUCACGACCGCCAGACAAUGCAUUGCCAUACAAUAAAAAACAGAAGACAACUGAAGACAAUACAACCAAAAAUCAAUUAAUCAGUCAUCCAUCGGUACCAUUAACUACCAUGACGAGUAUGACGAGUACCAAAACUACAACUGGUAAACGACCAGCUGAUUUCUUCGAUGGAUGUAUUCUCAUCGAUGAUGAUGAUGAAAAACAAGAUAAAGAUAAUAAUACUGAAGAUGAUGAUAUACAAGAAAUUGAACGACAACAGUAUUCCAUUGCUUAUAAUAUACGUGCUCGUCAAAAAGAUCUUGAUCAUAUUGUUCAUUCAUCAAAUAUGCAUUGUAAAUGGUUAUUCAAUCUUGAAUAUCUUCUUCUUGAUCAUAUACAGAUAUGCCAUGAUAAUAAUCUUCGUCCAUCGAAUAAAAUAUAUGAACAUUCUACUGUAAUUAAAUCUGAAGAUACAUCUAAUACAUCUAUUUACCAUAUUGAACCAUCAUUUAUAUCAAUAAUCAUAAUAAAUUUUAUUAAAGUAUUUCUUCUACGAAAUUCAUUUGAUGAUGAACAAGAAUUUUCAUUUGUACAAUUUGGUAUAACAUCACAUUUACGUUAUUUAUUAAUUGAAUUACCAACAUAUAUUCAUAAUGAAGAAAAAGAUUUAAAUGAUGAUUGUUCAAAAUGUCAUCAAUAUUCAUUAAUAAUAAAUAUAUUAUUUGAUUUAUUAUUUGAUUUAAUUGAAUAUGAUUUAUGUGGAAAUAUUCGAAAAGCGAAAUAUCGUUCAUCAUUAAUUGAAGAUGAUUAUUUUACAAGAUUUCUUCAAUCAAAAAUAACAAAAAAAAAUCCAUUCUAUCGUAUUAAAUUAAUAAUUUAUUUCAUUGAAGUCAUUGGUAUGCAUAUGAAUAAAUGUCCAAAGAAAAAACAUUUUCAAUUUAAUCAAAAUGAAGGGAAAUUAAUUCAUUCAAUUCAAACUUUUAUUCGACAUAUUAUGUCGAAUACAAAUAAUUUAAUCAAUGAACGAAUUUCCGUAUGUUUCAAUGUGAUGGAAUUAUGUCUUUUAUUUGUUAAUGAAAAACAAACUCUGAUAAAACAGAUGUCGUUAUUUUUAGCAGAAUUAUGUCAAACUAAUUCCACUUAUUUGAAUUUAUUUCUUUUUGAUGAAAAUUUAUUUGUGGAUAUUCGUUUAUUAUUAAUUAAUGAAUUGAUAGGGAACAAAUUUCAUAUAAAAUUUAAAUCAGUUACUCAUAUUAAUACAUUUUUUCAACAGAUUCAAGAUCUUCUAAAUCCAAAAAAGAAUAAAUUUGUCAAAUUUUUUGAUCCUGUCAAAUUAUUACGUACUGAAGUUGUUGAAUUAACUGGUUUAACUAAUCGUAUGUUAAUGGAUUAUGCACCGUUUAAUCGUGAAACAGUAAUUGCGAUGGAAGCAUUUUUAAGUGAUCUUCAAAAACCAAUGUGUUUUGUUGCUCAUAAUGGAAAUUUAUUUGAUUUUCCAAUUUUACUCAAUGAAAUUCGAUCUGCACUUUCUGGUCCUAGAUUUUGUGUUGAUAAUAAUAAUGAAUGUAAUGGUGAAUUAACUACAACUGAUAAUAUUUCAUCUCCUACAAAAGAUGCGUCUAUACAAACAAUAUCGUCAAGUAAUGAUCAUAAUCAAACAUCAUUAUUAUCUAUUGAUUGUGCUGAUUCACUUGUUUUCUUUCGUCAAAUAUAUCGAUUACUUAAUGAUAAAGAUGCUGUUCAGUAUCCAAAUGAAAACAUUCCAUCACAAUCUCCAAUUACAUCUAAUCAAAAUGAAUGUAAUAACAACGGAACAGUUGAUCCUAUUGACUCAAAUUUAACUCCAACCAUAUCUGUGAAUAAUAAUAAUACUAAUCAUUCAUCUUCUCAUCCUGGAUAUGUUGAAAUACCUAUCAAAUAUAUUCCUUCACAAGAUCCGGCACGACAACAAUUAUCAAUGAAACUUGUUAAAAUCUAUGAACGAGAAUUUAAUGAAAAUUCAUCGCAUUUAAGAUCUCAUCGAGCUGAAGAUGAUUGUUUGAUGCUUUUAGCUAUUUUAAAUCGUUAUCUACCCGAUUGGCUUGAAUGGAUAGAUUUAAAUCAUCAACCAUUAAAUCAUUUUUCUUCUUUACCAUUAACAACUACAACAACUGCAACAAGAAAACCUUUACCAAAAACUAAUGUACAUACAAAAAGACCAUUGAAAUUUUAA
Molecule: messenger RNA, 3615 nt
Organism: Adineta steineri
Lineage: Eukaryota; Metazoa; Rotifera; Eurotatoria; Adinetida; Adinetidae
Source: the annotation of a GenBank genome assembly